Ailuropoda melanoleuca (giant panda) is the source of this 1361-nucleotide messenger RNA. It is a transcript of the gene NMUR2, whose product is annotated as neuromedin U receptor 2. NCBI's taxonomy places the organism in Eukaryota, Metazoa, Chordata, Mammalia, Carnivora, Ursidae. Gene Ontology annotation, molecular function: neuromedin U receptor activity. Gene Ontology annotation, biological process: neuropeptide signaling pathway. The record is from RefSeq and is a predicted model, not a curated record. Gene Ontology annotation, cellular component: plasma membrane. The transcript is spliced from 4 exons. The coding region runs from base 107 to 1315 and encodes 402 amino acids.
CACCCUCUUUCUCUGAGUCUGUGCUUUCCUGCUUGCUUUCUCUUUCUUUUCUGGCUCAGCCUGGGACACACGCUCCUAUCAGAAGAGUCUCGCGUCUUGCAUUUUAAUGUCAGUGAUGGAAAAACACAAGAAUGAUUCUUGGAUCCACCAGCAGGAACUGGAAGAUCCGUCUGAGAAAUACCUGAACAGCACCGAGGACUAUCUCGCCUUCCUCUAUGGACCUCCCCGCAGCCACUUCUUCUUCCCAGUGACUGCAGUGUAUGCACUGAUUUUUGCAGUGGGGGUCGUUGGCAACUUCCUGGUGUGCCUGGUAAUUCUUCGGCACCAGACUAUGAAGACACCCACCAACUACUACCUCUUCAGCUUGGCCGUCUCCGACCUCUUGGUCCUGCUCCUCGGGAUGCCCCUGGAAGUCUACGAGAUGUGGCGCAACUACCCCUUCCUGUUUGGGCUCGUGGGCUGCUACUUCAAGACGGCCCUCUUUGAGACCGUGUGCUUUGCCUCCAUCCUCAGCGUCACCACGGUGAGCGUGGAGCGCUACGUGGCCAUCCUCCACCCGUUCCGCGCCAAGCUGAAGUGCACCCGGCGGCGGGCUCUCAGGAUCCUCGGCAUCGUCUGGAGCUUCUCUGUUCUCUUCUCUCUGCCCAACACGAGCAUUCAUGGCAUCAAGGUCCACUACUUCCCCAAUGGGUCCCUGGUCCCGGGCUCUGCCACCUGUGCGGUCAUCAAGCCCAUAUGGAUCUACAAUUUCGUCAUCCAGGUCACUUCCUUCCUCUUCUACAUCCUCCCCAUGAUUGUCAUCAGUGUCCUCUACUACCUCAUGGGGCUCAAACUAAAGAAAGACCAACUCCUUGGGGCAGAUGAAGUGACUGCAAAUAUUCAAAGACCUGCCAGAAAAUCAGUCACCAAAAUGCUGUUUGUCUUGGUCUUAGUGUUUGCUCUCUGUUGGGCCCCAUUCCACAUUGAUCGGCUCUUCUUCAGCUUUGUGGAGGAGUGGACCGAAUCCCUGGCUGCUGCGUUCAAUCUUAUCCAUGUGGUGUCAGGUGUCUUCUUCUACCUGAGCUCAGCCGUCAACCCCAUUAUCUAUAACCUACUCUCUCGCCGCUUCCGGGCAGCGUUCUGGAAUGUGAUCUCUCCUUGCAAACAGGGGCACUCCCAGCACCACCCACAGGGGCCACCUGCCCAGCGGAACAUCUUCCUGACAGAAUGUCACCUGGUGGACCUGACUGAAGAUGCAGGUCCCCAGUUCCCUUGUCAGUUGUCUAUCAGCAGCUCUCACCUCCCCGCAAACCUCUGUGCUGGACAGGCACCAUAAAAGGAAUGCUCAAAGAGUUGACAUUCUUCUAUGCUGCUAUACUGUA